This is a messenger RNA of Lachancea lanzarotensis, 1782 nucleotides long. Its product is annotated as LALA0S05e00430g1_1. The record is from RefSeq and is a predicted model, not a curated record. NCBI's taxonomy places the organism in Eukaryota, Fungi, Ascomycota, Saccharomycetes, Saccharomycetales, Saccharomycetaceae. The transcript has a single exon. The coding region runs from base 1 to 1782 and encodes 593 amino acids. Gene Ontology annotation, cellular component: plasma membrane; growing cell tip; cell division site.
AUGGCUAGAGUAUUCGGCGUGAGCUUUACUGCCGCGCUCGUGAUUGUACAGUUCGCCGCUAUGGCUUUUUUGAUCAUCUGUUGUGUGACGGCGCCUGUUUUCAAACAGAUUGGAAUUGCAAAAUCAAGCGAUGUGGUUUACGGUACUUUUGGGUACUGUGAGAAGGGUGUGUGCUCGUCAGCUGCAGCCAACUACCAUCCUGAAAGUCUAGAUACGUCGGGAAACUGGAAAAUGAGCACUUCGGUGCGCGAAAAACUCGGCAAAAUCCUAAUCAUCAUGCCUGUCGCUGCAGGACUCACAUUUUUCGCGAUGGUGGGUACUAUCGUCUCUCUGACCCCUUCCUUGAGUGCCUCUGGUGUCUGUUUGAUCUUCAACGUGCUGCUAAACCUCAUAGCCUUUGCAGCCUCUGCCUUGAUGUGCGUGAUAACGUUUUUACUGUUCUUUCCCAACGUCACGUGGUGCUCAUGGCUUCUGAUUCCCGCUGCUGUUAUAAACCUACUAUGUGUUCCAUUAGCGUUCGUGGUACACUCCUUAGGGUCUUCAAACAAUGACGAAAGAGACACUGACUCCAUUGAUAGCCCAAAUCUCACCAGAUUAGAUCAAGAUUACGCACCUGACCGCUACAGCAUGGACGAGUAUAAAGAAACUGUCAGGUCUGGCAAUCACGACAGUCCCAUGUAUCCUGAAGUUUACAAAGGCCCUCAAGUUGUGACUUCGACUACUAUAAACUCGGGGACAACGGACUCAAGAUCCGAUCGCGAUGCUUUCUUAAGGGAAAGACCCAACACCAACAAUGGCAGUGAUACGUCGCAGAGUAAACUUGCAAAUGCAGAACCCGUCCCUGACUUUUCGUUUGAAGACAGUUCAAAUGCAGCAAAACCCUACUCGGCGAUUGCAGCCUCUCACAACCUCCAGAGGGUACCUCAAGAGGAUCUGGUGUCAAAACCAGUCAGAGUGCCACAAAUGUUCCGCGGUCCUUCCACGACCUCAUCUUUCUACUCACAAACAGAAGGGGAGCUAUCACGUCAAGGAACUCUCAAAACUACAGAGCUACGUCCUACUUCAGCCUUGGAUUUGCAAUCGGCCAAAGGUGUGAAUCCCAGCCAUGACGAGUUGCAAAACAUCAUCAACGGCGCCAUAUGCGAAGAGGAAGACGAAGAAUUUUUAAAGCAGCAGACUAUUGAUCCAAGUGAAAGACCUUCUUUAGAUGAUGAUGAUGGAAUAAAAGAUGACGAUUCGGAUUUCACUUCUGUUUCACAGCGUGGCAUCAAUCCUAACUACAUGUCUGCUGCAAAUGGCAAUCGAUUUGCACAGAGACCUCCACAAUCCACGAUGCAACGUCCUAGAGACCCCCGUUUCGCUGGAGACCCAUCCUUUGCGAGAAUUCCUAAUCACAAGUAUCAGGUUGUUCCCUCACAAGCGCAAAGGAAAUUUGCGCCUUCGCCUCAAGGAAUGGCACCCCAACACACCCUUUACCAGCCCUACAUUUCGCACCAACCAAUUCAACCGCCUGGGAGAAAUGCCAUGCAUGGCAGACCGCAGCAGCCUCCAAAUGCUAUACACGGAGGGUCUGAUGCGAUCCUGAAUACUAGUCCGGAAUUUAUGAUUCCUGGCGCCCGUGGUCCUGCAGGCGCAGGUGGCCGCAUUGCUCCCAUGUAUGGCGCACCCCCGCAAGCACCAUCUACUUCUACUUAUAAGCCAGCCUACAAGAAACGGCUACCGAGGCAAAAUAUUCCAGCCGCCUCAAUGGCCAGAGACGGACCCUACAGUGGAAUGACGUAA